UACCUAAACUGAAAUCCAUACCUAAACUGAAAUCCAUACCUACGUAAAAACUUCAUACUUCUCCUUUCCAGAGCUUCGAUUUUCAGAGGAAACAUGGAUGGAAUUUUUGGUGUGAUCGAUGACAACUUUAAAGUGUCCAUAGUGGAUUCAACCAUGAUGUGGAUUGUGCAUCGUGCUAUGGACAAAGCUCACGAAAGAGUCAAGUCUGGAGAAGGCGUUAUAGAAAGAUUACAUGAGAUAUCAAAAUUCUACGAGUUGUCUGUAAUGCAAUUGGAUGGGUGUAUCAAGUUUGUUCAAGAAGAAACGGACAGUCACAAUCCGGAGAGCAGUCAUGAAGAAGUGCUUGCAGGCUUGGCCGAAAUAAGAAACCGCCUUCAACGACGUCUGUAUGAAUCGGAGCUGGCUAUCCUACAAAAAGAUAGGGAGUUGGCAGAUAGAUUUGUGAGCGAGUCGAAGUUAAGGCAGGCAUUGGAAUUUACGGAAAAGGAAUUAGUUUCUUCACAGGAAGAUCUUGAGCAAGCAAGAUCAAGGAGUGCCGGAAGUUCCAACCUUAGCCCUCAUGAAGGUGAGGAUGACAAUAGAGAUGGAGAAUUUUGUGAACUAAAAGACUCGGUGGACCGACAGGUUUGGAAGAUCAGAGAAAAACUCGAGUUUGAUGAUUAUGAGCCUAAGGUGAAGAACAGACGGAAUCAUUGUAUUAACGAUGUAAAAGUUGAAGAGAUGGGAUCAGACAUUGAUAUUUUGAAGGAAACUCUUGACAUUGCGUUUGGAAAGAUGCAGAGUGCCAUUUUCUGUUCCGACAUGGGACCAAUAGAGCAGCAAGUAAAAUCAAGUAUUGAGAAUGAUAUAAUAUCACUAUGUCUUAAUGGAUUUGUGAGGGAUUGCCAAGAGGAUUUGGAAGCAGAAGCGAGAAAAAAAGAGAACCAAGUUUCAGUUUCCUUUAAUGAACAUUGGUCAUAUUUAAUGAAUGAAGCCAUAGGUUUGUGUGAGGAGCUCAAGCCUCUCAUUAGCCAAAAUGAAAUACAGCCCCAAAAAGAAGAAGAGAAGAGUUUCCAGGUAGAUCUAGAUGGUAGAUUUUCAGAAUAUGGGAUAAACAGGGAUGAAAACGAGCUAGAAGAGAAGGGGAGGCAUGAUGUUGCUAAAAUGGUCAAGAACCAAGCAGAAGAACUGGCUCUUUUGAGGCAAGAAAUGCUUCGAGAGGAAAGUCGUGAAAGCUUGAAAAGUAGGUUCCAAGAAGUACUAGAAAAACUAGAGAAUUUAAAGAUUUUGAAUGCUCGGAUUAACAAAAUUUUAGGCCAAAAUUGGGAUUUUGAUGAAGAAGACAUUCCUCCAGAAGAUGGGAAGCAAAUAUUUACAGAAAAUCAUAGACAGAAAUCAGAUGUUGGUACUUUGGCAGACAUCUGGGGCAAGAUGCAUCAACUGCGGAAUGAAGAAAACAGAGGAAUACAAAACCAAAUCUGCAUGCCAACGCACCAGAGAGAGGACAUAAAAUUUCAAAACAUAAUGACGGAAGAAAUUUACACCACUUUAUUCCGAGGGUUGAGAGAAAAGUUUUGUAAUGAUUUGAGUCGCUGGGAAUUGGAGAUACUGAUUUCUGAUGGUAUAUGCAGAAUUUUCAUUAGGGAUAUGUUCGAUCAGUUGGAUGAAACCAUGGAAAGUUACAGCAUUGAAGCCCAAAUUAAAGAUGAUAUAUAUCAUAUUUUCUUCAUGGAGGCAAUGAAAGGAUACAGAUUGCAGGAUGUGAAGGACGAAAACCUCUAUCUGGAAGGUUUGACAUCUGAUAAUAACCCUUCUCGAUGUUUGGAAUACGAAACAAGGCAGGAAAUUUAUGGAAUCCCCUUUACGGUAAUGCUGAAGGAAUGGCAUAGAAACAUAAUAGAACAUACAUCUGAAAUACUUCUUAGAGAAGAGAUAUCUUGGUUCGUCUUGAGUGAGACAAUCAAAAGCAUCUGUUACAAAGUCAACCAUUGUCCACAUACCAAAUUCUUCAACGACUUUCUUCCCCAAAUUACAAUUAAAGAAGAUGUCUGCUCAAUUUUCUUGAGGGAAAUGGUUACGGAAUGGGAGGACACGAUAGAGGCGUCUAACUUGGAAACUUUAAUCAGGGAAGAAAUUUAUUGGACUAUGCUUGAUGAGGCAAAAAGUGAAGUCUGCGACAGAGAAAAGAAUAUUGAUGUCCCAACUCAGGAUAGUGACGUUACAGAAAUUACAUCAUCUAGGAAAACACUAGGUGAAGGCACAGAGAUUGGUCCGGGAAGUUUCUGUCAGAAACUAAGUUUGCUUUCAGAAGGCAUUGAAGUAGUGGAAAACUUGGUGCUCAGUGCAAGUCUUGAGAUAAUGGAUUGUAAUAGUAAAGCUACCUCCGUAGAGUUGAAAGACAUUCAAUGCGUUCUCAAUUCUUUGAGUAAUAAGCUAGAGAAAACUAUGAUGCAGUUCAAUAACAAGUUGUUUGUGGGCGAGUUGAAACCUAGCUUAGAAACUAUAGUUGAUGAAGCGAACAAAGUUUCUGAAAUUUCUCCGGUUUUGGAAAAUGUACCAGAUACGAAGCUCUUGUUAUCAGAACUUCAUAAUAUGAAGCUAAGAAAGUCAGAUUCUAAGUGCCUAAAACUUCUGGAGUUUCCACAUAUAUUUUAUGAUUUCGAGCUGAUGGCAAAUAAAAAGUUGGGACAAUUGACGAUGAGAUUGGAAGAAAUGAAGCAUACUUUGUAUCCACUUCCUCAAGUCAUGGCUUCUCUGCGAGAAAGUGAAUCACUUUAUAAGAAGGCUUUCAUCAGAAGAUGCCAAAAUCUCAGAAAAGCUGAAAAUGAGGUGGAUCUUCUAGGGGAUCAAGUGGAUAUACUUCUUAGAUUGAUUGAGAAAGUAUACUUGAUUCUGAAUCAACAAUCACCGGUUUUGCAGCAAUAUUCUGAUGUCUCAGAAAUUCUCAGGUUGAUCAAGGAGCAGGUAGCAGUACUUAGUACACCACCUAAAAAAUUAGAUACAAGCUCUGAUGUUUAACCCUAUUCUUUUUAUCUGUUUUAGGCCCAAAGGAAAUUGUUCUAUAGGAUUUAUUUAGUUGUAGAUCUUUCAGCAACAACGAAACUGCUAACUAACAAAAUUUGGUGGUAUAGGUAAACCAAAAUUUCAAGUACAUACUUCCGGGAACGCAAAAGGUUCACUUUCAAAAA
Molecule: messenger RNA, 3167 nt
Organism: Cucurbita maxima (winter squash)
Lineage: Eukaryota; Viridiplantae; Streptophyta; Magnoliopsida; Cucurbitales; Cucurbitaceae
Exons: 4
Coding region: 94-2997 (967 amino acids)
Source: RefSeq, a predicted model, not a curated record